CCCUUCAAAGUGUCCCCACCACCGGCAGUGACAUGCAGGCCCGAAGUCUCAACAUCCCGGUAGGAAGCGGCCGCCUGUCCGUUCUUCAGCGGCACCUCACCGCUGUUCCUGUGUCAGGCCAGGUUUCAACUGUCAGUCAUCCAACAAGCUUCCAAUAUACUUUGGAUAAUAAUCUGCUGACCACAGAACAGAGACAAUUCUAUGAGGAGAAUGGCUUUCUUGUUGUGAAAAAUCUAGUGUCACCUAAGGACAUUGAUGAGUUCAGGUUAGUGUUUGAGAAAGUGUGCAAGAAAGAGCUGGGGGCACCUGGAUUGGUUAUCAUGCGAGAUGUGGCCAUUGCCAAAUCCGAAUUUGUUCCAGACCAGAAAGCUAUUACGAAGAUUCAGGAGUUUCAGGAGCUUCCUGAGCUCUUCAGAUACUGCGCUCUGCCACAGAUUCUGAAAUACGUGGAAUGCUUCGUUGGUCCGAACAUUAUGUCCAUGCACACCAUGCUCAUCAAUAAGCCUCCUGAUGCAGGUAAAAAGACCUCUCGUCAUCCAAUGCAUCAAGAUCUGCACUUUUUCCCAUUCAGACCUGCAAACCAUGUUGUUUGUGCCUGGACAGCGAUGGAGCAUAUUGACCGUAGCAAUGGAUGUCUUGUGGUUGUUCCAGGAACACACAAAGAUGAACUAAAGCAGCAUGACUAUCCAGAAUGGGAGGGAGGCGUUAACAAGAUGUACCAUGGCGUACGUGAUUUUGAUCCAAACAGUCCCAGAGUUCAUUUGACCAUGGAAAAGGGGGACACUGUGUUUUUCCAUCCAGUCCUUGUCCACGGAUCUGGAAUGAACAAAACUGCAGGCUUCAGAAAGGCAAUUUCCUGCCAUUAUGCAAGCUCUGAUUGCCACUAUAUAGAUGUAAAGGGGACAUCGCAGGAAAACAUUGAGAAUGAGGUUUCUGAAGUGGCAAAGAAGAUGUAUGGACUGGGAGAUGGUAUCACUCUAAAGGAUGCAUGGAUGGCAAAAGCACGUUGUGUGCAAGGAGAAAGAACCAAUCUGUAAUGUCCCUUAAUGAGAAGUGGAGAACCCUCAUUAUUAAAAAUCUCUGU
Molecule: messenger RNA, 1084 nt
Organism: Nanorana parkeri
Lineage: Eukaryota; Metazoa; Chordata; Amphibia; Anura; Dicroglossidae
Gene: PHYH
Product: phytanoyl-CoA 2-hydroxylase
Exons: 9
Coding region: 33-1037 (334 amino acids)
Biological process (GO): fatty acid alpha-oxidation
Molecular function (GO): phytanoyl-CoA dioxygenase activity
Source: RefSeq, a predicted model, not a curated record